Messenger RNA from Solanum pennellii, 342 nucleotides. Its product is annotated as adenylate isopentenyltransferase 5, chloroplastic-like. The transcript has 3 exons. Bases 1 to 342 code for a protein of 113 amino acids. Gene Ontology annotation, biological process: cytokinin biosynthetic process; tRNA modification. Gene Ontology annotation, molecular function: tRNA dimethylallyltransferase activity. Lineage: Eukaryota; Viridiplantae; Streptophyta; Magnoliopsida; Solanales; Solanaceae. The record is from RefSeq and is a predicted model, not a curated record. Gene Ontology annotation, cellular component: mitochondrion.
AUGGGGGCCACAGGAACGGGAGAAUCUCGUCUCUCUGUUGACCUUGCCACCCAUUUUCGAGGACAAAUAAUCAACUCGGAUAAAAUGCAAGUUGUCGUCUAUAUAGAAAAAAUACUGAAGACUCAACGUGUUCCAAUUAUUGAUGGAGGGUCAAACUCGUAUAUUGAAAAACUUGUGGAAGAUCUUGUGUUCAUGUUCAAAUAUAAGUAUGAUAGUUUCUUUAUUUGGAUUGAUGUUGAGCAAUUAGUCUUGAACCGUAGAGUUGACAUGACGGUUAAUCAAAUGGUCAAAGCAGCGCUAGUGGAUGAGAUGCGACAAAUUUUCAUUCCAGAUGCAGAUUAA